Messenger RNA from Aegilops tauschii subsp. strangulata, 543 nucleotides. RefSeq names its product secreted RxLR effector protein 161-like. The record is from RefSeq and is a predicted model, not a curated record. Lineage: Eukaryota; Viridiplantae; Streptophyta; Magnoliopsida; Poales; Poaceae.
AUGGAGGCGCUGUUGGAAGAGCAUCUCACCGCUGUCAAGCACAUCCUGAGGUACAUCCGACACACUUCGGCUGGGCUGCAUGUAGACCAGGGAGAGGGCAUGGCCCGACUUGUUGGAUACAGUGACAAUGAUCUGGGCGGCGACAUCAACGAUCACAAGAGCACCUCCGGCACCCUGUUUCUCCUUGGCGGUGGUGCGGUGACUUGGCAGUCACAAAAGCAGAAAAUUGUGGCUCUCUCGAGCUGCGAGUCGGAGUACGUCGCCGCGACCGUGGCGGCCUGUCAAGGGAUCUGGCUCUCGCGGCUGCUCAGCGAAUUCAGAGAAACAGGGGCUGAUGUGGUGAAGCUCAAGGUGGACAACAAAUCUGCAAUCUCGUUGGCCAAGAACCCUGUGAUACAUGACAGAUCAACGCACAUUGAGCUUAGGCACCACUUCAUCAGAGACUGGGUGGAGACGAAGAAGAUUGAGCUCGAGUUCGUAGCAACAGAACAUCAGCUUGCAGACAUGUUCACAAAGCCGCUUGGGCGUGUUCGACUGCAAUAG